AGUUAAUAAACGAGAUAUUAUAAUCAUUCAUUUUAUAAACCUAACGUAAUAAUAUAUCUAUUCCAGAUUAUUACAAAAUAGUAAAUACAUAUUAUUAUUAUGUUAUUUUUUGUUAAAAGUUUUAAGUUUCAUUACAAAUUCACAUAAUAAUAACAUAAUAUAAUAAUCCCUAUUCCCUAUUCCCUUCUGAGUUCUGACAAGAAAUCAGGAGUCGCGGAACACAGGCACAUUGCAGUUGCUGCUCACCAGAGACUACAGAAAUUGAUCACCGAUACUUUGAUAACUUAUGUGGUUUAAACGUAGAUGCAGACAUAAUAUAAUAUAUAUCUAGAAGAAUUAAUUUUUUAAUAAAAUAAUUUCUUAUUUCAAAACUGAAUAUGGAUCUCAACAAUUUUCUUAAAUUUUGCCAUGGAAAAGUAAAUUUACACCCGGAAUUUGUUCUGAAUCAAUGUGAUCCUAAUACUAUUUCAUAUAUUCGCCCAUUUUGUCUAAGUGGUGUUGAAAAACCCAUAGUUGGCUACAUUUAUAAAAAGCAUACCCCAAAAGUUGUGAACUCUAUUGCUAAAAAUUGUUCAAGUUCUGAGGAUGAAGAGUAUGAUGAAUUAGAAUUAACUGGAAAUCCAUUAGAAUGCCCUUUCAGUCCAAUAAAAGCUCAAAAAGUUCACAUAGAAAUAAACAAACCAGAAGACAGUCAUAUUCCUUUAAAUUUGCUCCAAGCAAGGCAAUUGGUAUAUUUAAAAUUAAAGGAUGAACAGUUUUUAAGUGUACCAUUAUUUAUAUUAUGUGAUGGAUUGAAAAACAAUACAAUUUUAUUGGGUGGUGAUAUAUCUGAAGGAUGGCAUUCUCGUUAUUGGGGCGAGUAUAAAGGACGUAAUGAUGUGGCACAUGAUGAGCUUUCUGUACAAACUAUGAUAGAAACACAUAAACAAUUUCCUCAAGCGUCAACUAUGAUUUUAGAGUCUAAAGUGUCUGCAGUUAUAAAUUUGACCUCAGCUACUAAUACUGAAGAGUUCACUUUUAUUGAAAAUGGUCCUGGCAUGGUCAUACUUAAUCUUAGCUGGCGACGACCAUCUCUUUUUGCUCCUCUAAUGUCAACAGAAUCGUUUAUUAAUGUUCAGUGUACAUUAGGCCACGAAACUAGUCCAUUACACUCAUUAUGGCACCAAUUACUCUUCUUAGAGGAUUUAAUUGAACAAUUAACAUAUCUGAAAGAUGAAUGUUUGACAAAUAGACAUAACAUUGUGUUUCCUCAAUUUCAAGGUGAUAUAAGAGGCAGUGCUAAUGGACAAAUCGUUGAAAUGUUUCCUGCUAUGUUGCAAAGCAUAUCCUCUACAUUGUACAAACGAGGUAAGUUUGGGGGGCAAGAAGAUAAUGAUCAAAAACUAUUUUGUCAAUGUGUCAGAGAUGUUAUUGCUGCGGAAUGUAUUCAACAAGAAUUCACUGAUAAACUUUGGACCUAUUUGUUGGAAUGCAAAUCAUAUAAUGAUCUAAUUGAAUGUUUCAAACAUUUGUACAAAGCAGUAAGAAAUGAAACUUUCAAACCAUUGAUUAAAUCAACAAAUGGUACACGAUUAGCUCAAAUAUUAAAAUCAUUACCAGGAAAUACAGCGUCCAAUCCAGAAAAACUUUAUGACCCUGUUCAGUUAUUAAUUGAAAUUGGGAUUGAAAAACUUAAAAAUGAUUACACGCAAUCUUUUUUAAUUUCUAAAAUAGCUUUAGCGGAUCACUUAAAAUUAGAAAUAAAUAAUAAAUUUUGUAAUAUUGAUUAUUCAGAUUGGUGGACAACAUUAAACUCAUGGAUGAUUUGGUUAUGUAGAGUUCAUACAGUUUUAGACUUAGCUGCUGUCACUGAAUCUAUGUUAAAUAUAACUACACAAAGUAUGAUGCCUGUCAUCACAAAUGCUUUGCGUUAUUAUCUUGGAGAUUCAUCUCCUAUAAAAGCUAUCACUUCUGUGAAAACAUUACCACUACAGAUUUUUCGAUCAUCAAUCAAUACACAUUUUAUUGAACAUCAUAUACCAAAAGCUUUUACUUAUGACAGUUGGACGUUACAAUUAACAUCACAAAAUUGUAAUCGACGCGUUAUUAGUAUAUUUCAUCGCAAUGCUGAGAAUAUAUUGCCUAAACAAAUAUACAAAGAUGUUACUAAUGGAGAAACUAAGGAAAAAUUAAUGGACCAAACUACUUUACCUCUAGAAACGUAUUACUGCAUCAACUUCCAUGUAUUGUCAGAUCAUCUUAGUUAAUGAUUUUUUUUAAUUGUAAUUAUUUUUAUUGUAUCUAAUAUCUAUGAUAUACAUGUUUACUGUUUAGAAUUUUACAAUAUAUUUGUUUAAAAUGAAACAAUUAUUUGUUAUGAAGUGAAAACCAAUUUUGUAUUAAAAUAUUUUUUACAUUUAAUUAGUUUUUAUUUUGUCUAUUAAAAUAUAAUUUCAUUUUUAACCUAA
Metopolophium dirhodum (rose-grain aphid) is the source of this 2447-nucleotide messenger RNA. RefSeq lists its product as uncharacterized. The transcript is spliced from 13 exons. NCBI's taxonomy places the organism in Eukaryota, Metazoa, Arthropoda, Insecta, Hemiptera, Aphididae. Gene Ontology annotation, cellular component: RZZ complex. Gene Ontology annotation, biological process: mitotic spindle assembly checkpoint signaling; protein localization to kinetochore. The coding region runs from base 378 to 2246 and encodes 622 amino acids. The record is from RefSeq and is a predicted model, not a curated record.